This is a messenger RNA of Mesoplodon densirostris (Blainville's beaked whale), 5528 nucleotides long. RefSeq names its product KN motif and ankyrin repeat domains 2 (gene KANK2). The transcript is spliced from 12 exons. Gene Ontology annotation, cellular component: cytoplasm. The record is from RefSeq and is a predicted model, not a curated record. Gene Ontology annotation, molecular function: protein binding. Gene Ontology annotation, biological process: negative regulation of vitamin D receptor signaling pathway; negative regulation of transcription by RNA polymerase II; negative regulation of G1/S transition of mitotic cell cycle. Bases 845 to 3406 code for a protein of 853 amino acids. NCBI's taxonomy places the organism in Eukaryota, Metazoa, Chordata, Mammalia, Artiodactyla, Ziphiidae.
ACUGCCCCAGCACCUGCAGCUUGCAAAGGGUCCUCUCUGGUGGUGGGAUGGGCCGGGACCUCUGCAGCAGGGUGGCUAGGGGUCAGACAGCAGAAAGAACUGGCCAAACUCAGGUGGAGUGUUGGGGACAAAAGUGCCCUGGCCGGCCUCCAGGGCUGGGGGGAGUAGGUUAGUGAGAGGCCCUGCUUGUCCCUCCCCUUUGAAGCCUCCAGGCACCCCCUCUUACUUCCUCUCCCCACCCCCAUGACUUCUUGGGCCUCCACCCGGCCUUCUAUCCCCGCCGCGCCCCCCCCUCGCGCCCCCCCCAGCCCUGAGCCGGACGCGUCCUUGGUCGGGGGUGGGGGCGGUGGGGGGGGCAGGAAGUUCUCGUGUAGCCCGGCAGCGAAACUGUUUAUUUUUAGAGAAAAUUGUUUCCAUAAAGGGAAAAGGCUUUGCUCCUCGCUGCCUCCCCCCAACUUUCCCUACCGCCCCCCACCCGCACCGCCUGGCCUGACCCAGCUCUGUUUUGGGGUCCCUUACCCUGAUCUCUAUUUCUCUUUGUGCCCCUGUGUCUCUGUCUCCUCCGAUCCUAGCAGGAAGGCUGUCUCCCCACGAGUGCCCCAGCCCUCGGUCCACCUAAGCCCCCAUCUGUCCCAGCAGCCAGCUCUUGCCUGGGCUAAGGGGAGGGGGCUCAGGAAAGGUGGGGCCUGUCAGGCUUAGGCUCCUCCUCGGCCCGGGAGCCUUGUGGAGGCGGGGCUGUGGGAACAGCUGGAGCCUGUCCAGGGGCCGGACAGAUGUGCGGGCAGACUGUGGUCUGACUCACAGUCCCCCAAGUGACCCUUGAGGAGCGUCUGCAGGCAGGAGGAUGGCCCAAGUCCUGCACGUGCCAGCCCCCUUCCCAGGGACCCCCGGCCCAGCCUCCCCGCCCACCUUCCCCUCCAAGGAGCCCGACCUGCCCUACUCCGUGGAGACGCCCUACGGCUACCGCCUGGACCUGGACUUUCUCAAGUACGUGGACGACAUCGAGAAGGGCCACACGCUGCGGCGGGUGGCGGUGCAGCGCCGGCCCCGCCUCGGCUCCCUGCCCCGCGGCCCUAGCUCCUGGUGGACGUCCACCGAGUCCCUGUGCUCCAAUGCCAGCGGGGACAGCCGCCACUCGGCCUACUCCUACUGCGGCCGAGGCUUCUACCCGCAGUAUGGCGCCCUGGAGACCCGCGCCGGCUUCAACCCGCGCGUGGAGCGCACGCUGCUGGACGCCCGUCGCCGCCUCGAGGACCAGGCGGCCGCCCCCACCGGCCUGGGCUCCCUGACCCCCAGCGUGGCUGGCUCGACAAGCUCACUGGUGGGCGUGGGGCUGCCACCCCCGACGCCGCGGGGAUCGGGACUGUCCACGCCGGUGCCGCCCAGUGCUGGGCACCUGGCCCACGUGCGCGAGCAGAUGGCGGGGGCCCUGCGGAAGCUGCGGCAGCUGGAGGAGCAGGUGAAACUGAUUCCCGUGCUCCAGGUGAAGCUGUCGGUGCUGCAGGAGGAGAAGCGGCAGCUCACGGUACAGCUCAAAAGCCAGAAAUUCCUAGGCCACCCGGUGGGAGCCCGGGGGCGCAGCGAGCUCUGCCUAGACCUCCCCGAGCCCCAUGAGGACCCGGUGGUGCUCGAGACCCGGAGCGUGGGCACCUGGGUCCGAGAGCGGGACUUGGGCAUGCCCGACGGGGAGGCAGCCCUUGCUGCGAAGGUCGCCGUGCUGGAGACCCAGCUCAAGAAGGCGCUCCAGGAGCUGCAGGCAGCUCAGGCCCGGCAGGCCGACCUCCAGCCCCAGGCCUGGCCACCACCAGACAGCCCAGUCCGUGUGGACACUGUCCGGGUGGUGGAGGGGCCAAGGGAGGUAGAGGUGGCGGCCAGCACAGCUGCAGGGGCCCCUGCACAGCGGGCCCAGAGUCUGGAGCCCUACGGGGCAGGGCUGCGGGCCCUGGCGACAACCGGCGGGGCCGAGAGCCCUCCUGUGUUCCGCAGCCACGAGGUGGUAGAGACAGUGUUCCCAACACCCCCUGCAUCCACCAGCAACGUCCACCUGGUAAAGAAGAUCAGCAUCACAGAGCGCAGCUGCGAUGGGGCAGCAGGUCUCCCACAGGCUCCUGCAGAGUCAUCCUUGUCACCCCCGGAGUCUGAGGGGGACUCCCUCACGCAGCCAGAGAAGAACACAGGCCUGGUGCCUGCCCACGACGCCACCAACAGGGAGCCUACCAGGCAAGCAGCCCCACAGGAGUCGGAGUCAGAGGAGGCCGGGGGUGCAGGAGGGCCCCAGGCAGGUGUGCCAUCCAUCAUGAAGUGGAAAGAGGAGCCCGCAGACCCCGAGACCCACCGGGGGAGCCUCCAGUUCGUGGGGGUCAAUGGCAGGUAUGAGUCCUCAUCCGAGGAUUCCAGCACAGCAGAGAACUUCUCGGACAAUGAGAGUACAGAGAACGAGGCCCCAGAGCCGGAGGAGAGGGUUCCGAGUGUGGUUGAAGCCCCCCAGCUCAGGCCCAAGGAGACGGCAAAGGCCAAGAUCAGCCGGGAGGAGUGCCAGCUGUCCCAGGAGUCUCAGCAGGCGCCCACAGCUGAGGGGGCAUCGGGAUCAAGUGCAGAAGAGGAGAUCCGGAUGGAGCUCAGCCCCGACCUCAUCUCAGCCUGCCUGGCCCUGGAGAAGUACCUGGAGAACCCCAAUGCCCUCACCGAGCGGGAGCUGAAAGUGGCCUACACCACGGUGCUGCAGGAGUGGCUGCGCCUGGCCUGCCGCAGCGACGCCCACCCAGAGCUUGUGCGGCGCCACCUGGUCACCUUCCGGGCCAUGUCGGCACGGCUGCUGGACUACGUGGUCAACAUCGCCGACAGCAACGGCAACACCGCGCUGCACUACUCCGUGUCCCACGCCAACUUCCCCGUGGUGCGGCAGCUGCUCGACAGCGGUGUCUGCCAGGUGGACAAGCAGAACCGUGCCGGCUACAGCCCCAUCAUGCUCACCGCCCUGGCCACCCUGAAGACCCAGCAUGACAUCGAGACUGUCUUGCAGCUCUUCCGGCUCGGAGAUGUCAAUGCCAAAGCCAGCCAGGCGGGGCAGACAGCCCUGAUGCUGGCGGUCAGCCACGGGCGGGUGGACGUGGUCAAAGCCCUGCUUGCCUGCGAGGCGGACAUCAACGUCCAAGAUGAUGACGGCUCCACAGCCCUCAUGUGUGCCUGCGAGCACGGCCACAAGGAGAUCACGGCGCUGCUGCUGGCUGUGCCCAGCUGCGACAUCUCUAUCACCGACCGCGACGGGAGCACGGCUUUGAUGGUGGCCUUGGAUGCAGGACACAGUGAAAUUGCAUCCAUGCUGUACUCUCGCAUGAACAUCAAGUGCUCGUUUGCCCCGAUGUCGGAUGAGGAGAGUCCUGCGUCAUCCUCCGCAGAAGAGUAGCCGUGAGAGGGGCCCGAGGCGCCUCUCCCGGGGGCCAGGCAGCCCCAGAGCGAACCAUCCCUGGUCCCUCAUCCCCUCCCUGGCCGGCCCCCACUCUACCCACCAAGGCCCAAGUCUCAAAUGCAAGUGGGGUUUUCUUCUGCUUCCCCAGGGAGCCCCCAACAGCUCUGAGACUUCAGCCGAAAGCAGGUUUUUCCCAGUACCCCGGUUCAAAGCAGCCGCAGCGCAGACCGAAGCUAAAUUCUUAUAUAAAUUGGCGCCAGUGGCUGAUGCUGGGGCGUGGGUUUGCGAAGAACGCUGAGAACAAUCAACUGGCAAUUAAGGAUGGAGGAGGGUGAGAGGGAGAAAUAUUGUAUUUCUGAAUCAUGUUCGGGGAAGGGGGGAAAAUUUGAAAGUCACUGGAAUCGCGUAUUUUCAUUUUAAUCCUCAAUGUGAUUACGCACGGAUCACGUCUGGAGUGGCCUAAUGCGCCCCCUCCCCCGCUCGCUCCCCUACAUUUAAUUGUUUGGUAUAUAAUAGCAUUUUGUCCACUUCGCCCUCCCCAGACGGCUUUCUUGGUGGAAUUUUCUUCUGGUUUCUUCACAAAGCAGACCCUGUCUUUGUCACCCGGGGCAGGAAGUUUAGUCGUUUCUUCUGCCUUCAUGUUGCCGCUGCCAGCGUCUCCCACGCCCUCAUUCAGGUGGGGGACUCAGGACCCAGCAGCCAAGGUGUGCAAGUAGUUCAUAUCGAGAGAUUACCCAGAAAUCCGUCCCCUCCCCACAUGGGGGCCCUGGCAAAUACUCAUUUUCCUAGAAAAUCCUUUAGAUGUGGAGACGCAGGAAAUGAAUCCAGUCCCCAGAGUGGUCCCUGCAUCCCUAGGCUUAGAACGCCAGUAGCAGGGCCAUCCUUUUUCUCCCCAGACUCCAGAAUUUCUCUCCUCAAAGGAAAAAAAACAGGGCAUGAGACUGUUGGCAAAGCAUAGGACCAGUUCCAAAAACUCCAUGUGUGCUCGAUUAAAAGUUGGCUGCCCCCAAGGGCUCCCAGUGCAAACUUAAAGAGACAGGGCUUUGCCGAAAACCAAACAAGGGCCAGCUGGGUUUUUUUUUUUUUUUUAAACAACAUACAGGCUUUCCAGAGCUGCCUGGAACGGAGCCUGCUGGAAACGGGGCUCUCCCAACACACGUAGUUUCCUGCAUGGCCUAUUUUGUCCCCAGAAUCUCAACAAAGUUUUCUUUCCUGUUCCUUCCUUUUGUGACCAAAAAAAAAGAAAAAAAAAGGGAGGGGGGAAGGGGGACAGGUUCCGAGCGUCGAAAAGUGCCUUGUGACCAGGGAGUAAGAUCCCUAGUUCUUAGGUGUCCUGCCCUCUCUUGUCCAGUUCUCAGCUUAGCUGCUGGAGUGGAAGCCAAAACCCCAGCAGGACAGAGCAAGCCCUCGGCACUUACACGUUCAUUCAAUAAAGCCAAGUGCUGGCUUCUCUCCUAGAAAAGUAGGUUUCCUGGCUUGAUGGAGUCUGGCUUGCUUUGGUUUUGAUGGAAGGGAUGGUACCUAAGACAAGAGAGCUUAAAUGGUCAAAGGAGAGAGACGUGUGUGUGUGUGUGUGUGUGUGUGUGUGUGUGUGUGUGUGUGUGUGUGUGUGUGUGUGUGUGUGUGUGUGUGUGUGUGUGUGUGUGUGUGUGUGUGUGUGUGUGUGUGUGUGUGUGUGUGUGUGUGUGUGUGUGUGUGUAAAUGGCGAGGAAACGAAAGAAACCCAAGCUGACUGGGGAUGACCACUGACGAAGGCCACAGCUUUGGGCAGCUUUGAGAAGCGGUACAAGACUUGUGUGCCUGUGUGUCUGGCCCUGGAGCCGGUGGGUGUGUUUAUUUUAAGCUUUUAGAAGCAGUUCAUUGACACCCCCUAUAAGUCCAUAGUUAUCCCUGUGUUUCCUUCUCCCCAGCUUACCCACUGGACUUGGCAUGGUAGGCUACAGGGGGUCCUGCCUCUGAUCCCACUCUCUUCUCACAUGUAUUCAUGACCUUUAACUUCACUUUCCAACCACGGUACGUCCAUAAAGACAGUAUUACACUUAAAUGAAGUAUUCUUUUUUGUAAUCGUUUUUUUAGAAAGUAAAGGAAUUUAAUAAAGCUACCUUAUGAUUAUGCCAAA